Ostrinia furnacalis (Asian corn borer) is the source of this 2359-nucleotide messenger RNA. RefSeq names its product mitochondrial translation elongation factor G 1 (gene mEFG1). Gene Ontology annotation, molecular function: GTPase activity; GTP binding; translation elongation factor activity. The transcript has 11 exons. Gene Ontology annotation, biological process: mitochondrial translational elongation. Gene Ontology annotation, cellular component: mitochondrion. Lineage: Eukaryota; Metazoa; Arthropoda; Insecta; Lepidoptera; Crambidae. Bases 67 to 2304 code for a protein of 745 amino acids. The record is from RefSeq and is a predicted model, not a curated record.
UCUUUUAGAUUCUCAAUAGAAAUGAGAAGUUUUGUUCUGUGAUAUUUAAUUUAUUAAAUUACCAAAAUGACUAUAUUUAACAUAAUACGCGCAGUAAACACAUUAAAAAACACCGGAAAGCUGAACUUGGGACAAAUUGAGGCCUAUUCAUCAUACGUCAAAUAUGCUGAACACAAGCAACUGGAAAGGAUUCGUAACAUUGGAAUUUCUGCUCACAUUGACUCUGGAAAAACCACACUGACAGAGCGGAUACUGUUUUAUACGGGCAGGAUUGAUUCUAUGCAUGAGGUCAAAGGAAAAGACAAUGUUGGCGCUGUAAUGGACUCAAUGGAACUUGAACGCCAAAGGGGAAUUACUAUACAAUCUGCGGCCACAUACACAAUAUGGAAGGACCAUAACAUCAACAUCAUCGACACUCCAGGACAUGUGGACUUUACCGUUGAAGUCGAGAGAGCUUUGAGAGUCUUGGACGGAGCAAUUCUAGUCCUCUGUGCAGUUGGUGGAGUACAGAGUCAAACUUUGACAGUGAAUAGGCAGAUGAAACGGUACAGUGUACCAUGUCUAGCGUUUAUAAAUAAGUUGGACAGAAUGGGCUCAAAUCCGGAAAGGGUGUUAAAACAAUUGCGUUCCAAAAUGAAUCACAAUGCUGCCUUCCUCCACUUGCCCAUUGGUCUGGAAAAGGAGUGCCAAGGGAUUUUAGAUCUUGUUGAAGAGAGAGCUGUUUACUUCGAUGGUGAUUAUGGUGAAAAGAUCAGAUAUGACGAGAUACCUCAGGACAGGCGAGCGGAAGUGAAAGAUAAGAAGCAUGAGCUGAUUGAACAUCUUUCAAACGUAGAUGAAACGCUUGGUGAAUUAUUCCUUGAAGAAAAAACCCCCACAGUUUCUGACAUCAAGCAAGCUGUUCGCAGAACGGUUCUCAAGCGCUCAUUCACUCCAGUCCUACUGGGCACUGCGUUGAAAAACAAAGGAGUCCAGCCCCUCUUAGACGCUGUACUAGACUACCUCCCACAUCCAGGAGAAGUAGAAAAUACAGCUAUAGUGAAUGAAAAGAAAGAGGGUGGGGGUGAAAACAUAAUCUUAGAUCCUGCUAGAAACGAUAAGAAGCCAUUUGUUGGGUUAGCUUUUAAACUGGAGGUCAGCAAGUUUGGACAGCUGACGUACCUGAGGUGUUACCAAGGAAUGUUGAAGAGAGGGGAUUACAUUUACAAUGCUAGGACCAGUAAAAGAGUCAAAAUCUCUCGCUUAGUCCGAAUGCACUCAAACAACAUGGAAGAAGUGAAUGAAGUGUUCGCCGGCGACAUUUUCGCGUUGUUUGGCGUCGAUUGCGCGUCUGGAGACACAUUCGUCAACGACAGCAAGCUGGACUUGUCUAUGGAGUCGAUACACGUGCCGGAUCCCGUUGUGUCUAUGGCUAUCAAGCCUAAGAAUAACAAGGACCGCGAUAACUUCUCCAAAGCUGUUGCGAGGUUCACCAAAGAAGACCCCACAUUCCAAUUCCGCUACGACCCAGACAACAAGGAAACCAUUGUCUCUGGCAUGGGAGAGCUGCAUCUGGAAAUAUACGCGCAGAGAAUGGAGAGAGAGUACAACUGUCCUGUGGAACUCGGCAAACCCAAAGUAGCUUUUAGAGAAACCAUGAUGUCGCCUUGCUCGUUCGACUACCUUCACAAGAAACAGUCUGGAGGUGCGGGUCAGUACGCCAGAGUCAUCGGUAUUAUGGAGCCGUUGCCGCCACAGCAAAAUACUGUGCUAGAAUUCUCCGACGAAACAGUGGGCACGAAUAUCCCGAAGCCUUUCAUACCUGGUGUCGAGCGUGGUUUCUUAGACACCUGUCAAAAAGGCUACCUAACUGGUCACAAGAUCUCCGGAGUAAAGUUCAGGUUACAAGACGGUGCUCACCAUAUUGUGGACUCUAGUGAAUUGGCUUUCUUCUUGGCGGCUAAAGGAGCUGUUAAAGAUGUAUUCGACGAAGGCGCCUGGCAAGUCCUCGAACCGAUCAUGUUCGUCGAAGUGACGUUACCUGAUGAAUUCCACGGCGUCGUCAUCGGCCAACUCAACAAGAGAGGCGGCAUCAUUACCGGUACCGAAGGAGCUGAAGGCUGGACCACUUUGUACGCUGAAGUGCCUUUGAAUAACAUGUUUGGAUACGCUGGAGAACUCAGGUCUGUAACCCAAGGCAAAGGCGAAUUCAGCAUGGAAUACAGCAGAUACUCCCCCUGCCUCCCCGAUGUCCAAGAACAACUCAUCAGAAAACACCAAGAGGAAUUGGGCUUCCUCCCAGACCAAAAGAAGAAGAAAAACUAACGUUAGUACUCUCUAGCUUAAUAGGUAUUGUUAUUUAAUUUUAUUUUAAGGGUAA